CAGUUGUUUCAGUUUUACCAUACUGCUGGGAGCUUCGCGACACGCCAAUACCGUGUCUGUUACUCUUGCUGUAUUUCUUUAGAGGAAUGCUUGUGAUUUAGCAAAGGAAGUUAUAUAUAUUUCAUUGUACUCUUGUAAUUGACUCAGAAAUAUGCAACAACUUGGAGAGAUGUUGUCAACGUCUGCUUCUCAGUAUAUUAACCCGGACUAUUACAACCCUUUACCAACAACGCUUGAUGCAAAGAAAAGUCCAUUAGCCAUGCUAGCUCAAACAUGUAGCAGCAUUGGGAAAGAUCCAUCAACAAAAUCCAUCAUUCCCCCACUGGAGAAGAAAGAUGCCGAAAAACAACAGCUGGAAAAAUCAACUCCCGCUGAAAACGAAACGAAAGACUCCAACACCAAGGAAAGUGCUGACACUAAUGAUAAACCCAAAUUCCGCUCUGUGGUUCAUAAGGACGUGCCAGCCCUCGUCCCAGUAUCGCGAUCAAAGGAGGAGAAAUCUGCCACACCAACCUCUAAAUCCUCACCCAAACCGAAAGAUGUCACCAUCACCACUGCCUCUGCUUCAUCUCAAUCUGAGCGGGCCAGUGUGAGUUCCCGGUCGCCACAUUCGCGCCACUCUGUGCCAGACGACCACAGAAGACGACCCGAGUCGCCACGGUCACCACGACAUGUCCCGAGAUCCAUUGCCAGUGAUUAUGAUGUCAGCAAAGCUGGCCAGUCUGCCUCAUUUUCCAGUUAUCCCUAUUUCUCACACCCUGGACUCUCCGCCGAUGCCUUGGCGGGUUAUCCUUAUGGAUUGCACUCCCAUGCUGCAGCAGCUGCCCUGGCUGCCCAGUCCUCUGCACUCGCUGCUCAAUCAUCAGCCCUGAAAUCCGCUUACGGGAACACCAUGUCUCCAUAUGUUUCAUACGCUCGUGUUCGGACCCCAUCAGGGGCCACAACUCUUGUUCCAGUAUGUCGAGAUCCUUAUUGUACAAACUGCCAACUGACUGUUCAAAAUUCACAUUUAUCCUCUACAUGCACUGCUGUUGGAUGUACACAAUGUGCUCAUGAAAAGGCGUUGCAAAAUCUAAGCAUGGGACUACCUUCUUUUCCUCACAUGCCGCCGACAACAUAUUCAACAUCCAGUCUCAUGUCAGCCCAAGGUCUGGGGUCACACCUCUUCUCCUCAUCACUGUACCCGUCUCUGUCCGCUGCCCACAGCGGUCUACCAUUUGUCUGUAACUGGGUGUCUCCUGGUAACGAGCCGUGUGGAAAACGAUUUACAACCUCCGAGGACCUCUUACAGCAUCUCCGUUCACACACCACUGUCACAGACCCGCUAGCCCUGGCGGCGGCCUACGAACGUUAUGGGGUGCCACCCGCCGGACUCCCCGGGUUCUCACAUCUGGGUCUUCCAUCCCCUGGGUCAAGUAGUCCAGGGUCGAUAAGGAGAACCUAUCCUACAAGUCUCAGUCCCCUCAGUGCCAUGGGUUCUUCCCGUUACCAUCCCUACAAAUCGAUGACGUCACCAGCCACAGCGGGACUUCCUUCCCAGCAGCUUCCGUCUUUUGGACCUUAUUUCUCCCCUUAUUCUCUGUACGGUCAGAGGAUAGGCGCUGCCGCCGUUCCAUGACUUUAUAGCGAGGCUCAGGACUAGUGCUCAAUCCAUUUUUUUUUUUAACUUACAUGUUUUAUUUAUUCUCUGGUAUAUAAAAUAUGACAUUGAAGUAGAAAAAAAAUAUCCAGAGACUAAAUUUUGUUGAAUUUAAUAUAUUAUACAUUAAAAGUAUUAAUAACUAU
Molecule: messenger RNA, 1785 nt
Organism: Magallana angulata
Lineage: Eukaryota; Metazoa; Mollusca; Bivalvia; Ostreida; Ostreidae
Product: zinc finger protein 503-like
Exons: 2
Coding region: 152-1618 (488 amino acids)
Biological process (GO): negative regulation of DNA-templated transcription
Cellular component (GO): nucleus
Source: RefSeq, a predicted model, not a curated record